AUGGGUUUAUUAUCAAGCAAUGAUCUUCUAUUAGAUCUUAUUUAUGAAUAUAUUUCAAAUAAUUUCCUAUAUAUUCUUUUUAUUAUUGAUGGUAUUUUAACGGGUGCUCUUCUUGCAUUUAUUAUUUUUAUUUAUUCAUAUUCAUGGUCGAUUAUUCAUUUUUGUCUUACAGGAAUUAUUGUCUUUAUUUCCAAUUAUUAUCAAUUAAAUAAAUUAAAAAAAGAUUCUUUAUUAGAUAAUUUUCAAAAAGAUUUUAUUCUUAUUAUUAUUAAUAUUCUACAUAUUAUCUAUUGUAUUUUAAAUGGUUUGCAAACAUAUAUGCAUCGUAUUAUAGCACUUAGUGCAGCAGCAUUAAUUUUAAAUGAUCAAACCAUACGAGAUGCUAUUGAUUUUACACGUCAAGUUAAAACAAAACGUGAAUUUAUUAAAACUACCUUAACUGUAUUGAAAGAUGGUGUUAAAAUUAUAUAUAAUGAUGAACAAAAAUUUUCUACAAUUGUACCAUCAACAAUGAUCGCUGGUUCAGCUGUUAGUAAAACAUCUUUCGAUGACACUGUUGGUGUUGUUUAUAUUUCACCAUUGAAUGGUCAACAUUAUCCAGCAUUUGUUCAUAUUUAUCGAUGUGAUUCAUCACGUACUGCUCAAAAAUUUUUAUCUCGUCUUCGUGCAUAUCUACUUAUUGAAAGUCAUCGUCUUCAAAUAGUUCAAUUAGAACAAUACUUAUUGAAUCAUAAUUUAUUGAAUAUAGAUGCUUUUAAUGCAAGGAAAUCACAUAAAACAAACACAGGUGUUUCAUCAAUGUCACCAAGUAAUGAUAAUCGGCAAGAAAAAAAAAUCGAUCCAGUUAAAUCAAUUACAGAAGAACUUCAAAAAAAAAUUAAUUCAAAAGAACCUAUUCUAUUUCCGCCGAAAGAUUAUGAUACAAUACAUGCUGCUCAUGGAAAUAUUCAACGAGCUCAAGUAUGGCGAAGCACUCAACCUGCAAUUGUUGGUUAUUCACCAAUUAAUUCAGAUGAUAAUCGAACACGACAAGGUCGACAAACGAGUGCUCUUCCAAUAAAUGAUGAACUUAAGAAUAAGGCUGUUAUUGAGGAUAAUAAUGAAAAAUCACAUCUACCUACUCAUCGAAGUGAUGCUACGGUCGAUCCGGUGGAAGCUGUUAGUUUGGCUUUUGAUUUUCUCAAAGAUGAGACAAGUUCAAUUUUUACUGAUAAUGAUGGUAAUAUUGAACAUCUUGAAAUGCAACAACCGACUAAAUCACCAGUUUAUCGUUUUCGACCAUCACAAAUCACUGCUAUUACUAAAAAAUUAUUUUCUCGACAUAAUAAUUAUGAAUUAAGAAAUGGUUUACCACAAUCAAAUCCAUCAUCACGAAAUGACUUCAAUGCCCCUAACAACAACAACAACCAUAAUAAUAAUAAUAAUAUCAAUAAUAAUAAUAAUAAUAAUUAUAAUAAUAACAAUAAUAAUAAUCAUUUUAUUCAAAAUAGAAAUCGAACUCGUUCUGAAAUACGUUUAGAUUAUGAUCAACAAUCGAAUGUACAUCAUAAUCCCUUUCAUGAAAAUCGUCUUGUAAAAGUUAAUGGUGCUGCAAUUACGAUGAAUCCAAUAUGGUCAGCUCAAUCACCCGCUAUGGUCUCUUCUCAACCAAACUUGUUAUCAGAUCAAAAUUAUGUUGAUUCAAUAGUACCUCAUCGUCAAUUAACUCCAGAUAUGGAACCACGAAGAUCAUCUGUAGCUGUACAAUAUUCUCAUUAUGCAAGCUAUCCAGAUAAUAAACCAGGUAUGAUGAGACAACAACAACACGAAAAUCAACGAAAACGAUCAGUACCUUCACAACAUCAAACUAAUAGAAAACAAGCAGCACAAUCACAGUUUCUUGAUACAAAUGAAUUUAUUUUACGAGCGUCCAAUGGUCAACCAUUGAGAAAUGUUCAAUAUCCGAAUCGACAUGUCUCCAGAGAUCAUAGACCUCAUUCAGUGCAUGAUAAUGGUACUACGUUUGAUGUGUACUAUUAA
Messenger RNA from Rotaria sordida, 2019 nucleotides. NCBI's taxonomy places the organism in Eukaryota, Metazoa, Rotifera, Eurotatoria, Philodinida, Philodinidae. The record is from the annotation of a GenBank genome assembly.